GCCCUCUCGAACAUCUUUUUAAGAGGUAAAGAUGGCUACUUUGUCAAGUUUACUUCCAAAACCACAAAAGCAGAUUGAUCGGCCAAAGCAGACCAACAAAAAUGAACAGCAAUUCAAUCAAUUGAUCAGCCAGAGAGCAGGUCACGAAAUACCUCCCUAUGGCCAAAGACAAGGGUUCAAGCCACGAACUCAAGAAGAUUUUGGAAAUGGAGGCGCUUUCCCCGAAGUUCACAUUGCACAAUACCCACUUGACAUGGGCCGCAAGCAGGAUGGAAGAGCUAACGCCAAUGCAGGAGCUUUGACUCUACAAGUUGAUGCAGAAGGAAAAGUAAAAUACGACGCUAUUGCACGACAAGGACACGGUCAAGAUCGUGUUGUCCAUUCACAAUUCAAAGAUUUAGUCCCGUUAAAUGAGCGAAAGGAUAUCGAUGUUGAGAAGUUGGUUAUGGACAGACCAAGCGAAGAAGAAGUACAAAGCGUUGCAGAAAAGACUCGAGCCGCUCUGGAGAAGAUUGUGAGCGGCAAGAUAUCAGCAGCAAAGCCUAAAAAUAUUGUUCAAAACACCGGCGCCAAUACAAACAAAGCACCCACCUACAUUCGAUAUACACCUGGUCAAGGUGCUGGUGAUGGUCAUAACUCAGGCGCUAAGCAACGCAUCAUCCGUAUGGUCGACGCUCCUGUAGAUCCAAUGGAACCACCUCAAUUUAAACACAAAAAGAUUCCAAAGGGCCCAGGUUCACCACCCGCUCCCGUCUUGCACUCUCCACCUCGUAAAUUAACCGCCAAAGAACAAGCAGAAUGGGUUAUCCCGCCAUCUAUAUCUAACUGGAAAAACACCAAGGGUUAUACCAUUCCAUUGGAUAAGCGACUUGCUGCAGACGGACGCGGUCUUCAGGAAGUGACCAUUAAUGAUAAUUUCGCAAAGUUUGCCGAAGCUCUGUAUGCCGCCGACCGACAUGCUCGUGAAGAAGUCAGACAACGAAAUUUGAUGCAGCAAAAGCUUGCACAAAAGCAAAAGGAGUCAGAGGAGGAUAAGCUGAGAGCUUUGGCUCAAAAGGCCAGAGAAGAGAGAGCUGGUUUGACGUCCGCAGCAAGCGGCAGUUCAUCAGCUAUGCCAUCCGCACCUUCAAACAGACCCACUGCAGCAUCCAUGAACAUAGAUUAUGCAUCAUCAAGUGGAUCUGAUAGUGAAGCAAGCGAAGAUGAAGGGGAUGAUGCACAAAAGGUCAGAGAACGUGAGGAGCUCCGAAGAGAGAGACAAAAGCAACGAGAACGUGAAUUGCGUAUGAGCAAGAUGGGCACUGAGGCCCGAGCGAAGCAUUUGGCCAGAGAACAAGGCCGUGAUAUCUCAGAGAAGAUCGCACUUGGUUUGGCCAAACCAACUAUGAGCAAGGAAAGCAUGUUUGAUUCUCGACUCUUCAAUCAAUCUGAGGGUAUCAGCUCUGGCUUCCGUGGUGGUGAUGAUGAAGCAUACAAUCUUUACGACAAGAAACUGUUUGCUGGCGGAUCUUCUUCAAUCUACCGUCCCAAAAUGGGAGCUGACAAUGAUUACGCUAACGCUGAACAACUGGAAGAAGCCAUCGGUCAAGACAAGUUUGGACUUGGAAACCGUGGAUUCAAAGGCACAGAUGGUGGCCAAGAUGUUCGGGGCAGCGGGCCUGUCGAGUUCGAAAAGGAACAAUUGUCAGCUGCGCAGAAGAAAAAACCUGAAGGCGAUGUGUUCGGUCUCGACACCUUCUUGAACAAAGCAAAGAAAGGAAAGCGAGGAAAUGAAGAUGAUAUAGAUGAGGAUGAUAGAAAGAAGAGAAGGUGAUCCAUUGUAGUAUGUUGCUGACCGUUCGACUUUCUUCCUGCUUAUGCAGUCGUUAAAUAAAAAGUACAUGCCUCAUGCUUUGUAAUUAUAACAUUUUACACUGUUUAAUGAAAAUUGACAAAUGAUCCUGCUUUUCUAACGUGUUAGGUUAUAAACAUAAAAUGGCUCGGAAUAAGUUUCUUCUCUUUUUUUUUUUCUUUGGUACACGCAAUGUAUGGUUGGUCUGGUACAAUUUUAAUGUAUUCGCACCAUUAUUUCAACCAGCCUGAUCACAUCUUCAACGCUAGUUUCAAGUGGGGUACCCCAUUUGGAGCCAUCGACAACCAGUUGCAUUUGGUCUGAGUUGAAAUCCAAAAAGGUCUCGAUGAGAUCGCCGUCAAUGAAGUUACGACACUCGCCAGUUCGUUGAUCGUUAUAAAAGGUCCUCCAU
This is a messenger RNA of Umbelopsis ramanniana AG, 2243 nucleotides long. RefSeq lists its product as uncharacterized. Gene Ontology annotation, biological process: mRNA splicing, via spliceosome. The transcript has 5 exons. Gene Ontology annotation, cellular component: spliceosomal complex. Bases 32 to 1813 code for a protein of 593 amino acids. The record is from RefSeq and is a predicted model, not a curated record. NCBI's taxonomy places the organism in Eukaryota, Fungi, Mucoromycota, Umbelopsidomycetes, Umbelopsidales, Umbelopsidaceae.